AUGGACCAUGGGUCCUACUCCCGUCGCUCGUGGGCCGACAAGGUCGAGGAGGAUGAGGCUGCUCGGAGUGCCGCCAGAUCUGCACUUCUGGAGCUUCCCCCUUUGGCCGCAGCUGCCCACGCCGCCUGCGUGCUCAGAGCGAGCUCACUUGACCCCGACAUUGAACCCUUUGUCGGCUCUUCGGGGGUGGGGGAGAACAGGCUGCACUUCACCGACUCGAAGGCCUCCUUCGGCGACUCCGAUGCUCCUCCGCCGUCGGGUCGCGGCAAGGAGAUCCUGCGUCCACGAUGA
Miscanthus lutarioriparius is the source of this 291-nucleotide messenger RNA. NCBI's taxonomy places the organism in Eukaryota, Viridiplantae, Streptophyta, Magnoliopsida, Poales, Poaceae. The record is from the annotation of a GenBank genome assembly.